Molecule: messenger RNA, 1986 nt
Organism: Sclerotinia sclerotiorum 1980 UF-70
Lineage: Eukaryota; Fungi; Ascomycota; Leotiomycetes; Helotiales; Sclerotiniaceae
Exons: 2
Coding region: 1-1986 (661 amino acids)
Biological process (GO): synaptonemal complex assembly; replication-born double-strand break repair via sister chromatid exchange; mitotic sister chromatid cohesion
Cellular component (GO): synaptonemal complex; cohesin complex
Molecular function (GO): chromatin binding; protein binding
Source: RefSeq, a predicted model, not a curated record
AUGUUUUAUUCAGAGACUUUGUUAAGCAAGACAGGGCCUUUGGCUCGUGUCUGGCUUUCGGCGAAUUUAGAGCGCAAGUUGUCGAAAAAUCACAUUUUGCAAGCCAGUGUCAAGGAUAGUGUUGAAGCUAUCGUCACACCUAAUCAAGCACCAAUGGCUUUACGUCUGAGUGGUCAACUAUUGCUAGGAGUUGUGAGGAUUUACAGUCGAAAAGCGCGUUAUUUACUUGAUGAUUGUAAUGAAGCUCUUAUUAAAAUAAAAAUGGCCUUUCGUCUUUCCGGUAACAAUGAUAUUCCUGCCGGACUCCAUAUGCCUUCUCGAGAUGCUCUUAUGCUUCCUGAUAUGCUCACUGAAGGAGAUAACCUUGAAAUGCCACCAAUGCCUGAUGCUUCAUUCCUUUUCUCCCAGUUAGACGAAGACUCGGCAUUGGGCCGCAAGCGAAGAGGUGCUAGCCGUGAUAUCAACUUGCAGGACGAGUUUAAUAACAGCCAAUUCUUACAAAAUAGUGUCGAAGAUAAUAGCAGGGACGAAGAUGAACUUGCUUUGGAGCCUUUGGAUGAUGAUCUUGAUUUGGGCCUUGAUUUUGGACUGGACGAUAUAAAUCCCAAGACGGUUCGAGCGGAUAGAUCCGGAGCUGAUAUCAGUCUUGAAUUUGGACGAGAUGCACCAGCUGCCCGAGCAGUUGAAGACGAUUUACUCAGCGAGUUGGACAUUCAACCACGAGCAAAGGAUGUUUUCGAUGAUGGAGAUCGUGAGACUUCAAUCAAUCUCGGAUUUGGUAAUGAAGAUGAUGGUUUUCAGAUUGGCGAUGAUGAUGGAGAUAUUGACAUGCUCAACAUUGGUGGGGAGCCAGAUAUUUCUGUCAUUCCACGUGCUCCUGAACUUGAGCGCGCUCGAAUCUCUGAGUCACCACUUUCCGAUAUUGAUGAGACCAUUGUUGCCGAAGUCGAGGCAGACCAACAACGCCGAGAAGAAUCAGGAAUGUUUGCACCCGAAGAUGAGACGGAACAAUCAAUCUUCCGUCAACCAGCUCAACGUGCUAGGAAAUUCAAACCUUUGAUGCCUGAUGAUGACACUACCAUUUCUAAGCACGCUAUUCAGGAGUUGCAGAAAAAUCACGAUGCCAUCUUACGCCCUCAAUCAUUCCUUCCCCGAGAUCCUCAACUUUUGGCAUUAAUGGAAAUGCAAAAGAAUGGUGGUUUUGUUUCCAAUAUCAUGGGUGAAGGACGAAGUAUAGGUUGGGCACCCGAACUUCGUGGAAUGCUUUCCCUCGAUGCGGUUCGUAGGACAGGGGAGAAGCGUAAGCGUGAUAGUGGUAUUACGGAUAUGGAUGAACAAGAACAAGGUGCUAAUAAAUCACCUCGCUUGGAUUUAGGUGAGGAAGAGGACCUCGGUGCCAAUCUUGCUGGUGAUGCUGCGUUGGGUCAUGAUGAGACAAUGAUUGCUGCUGAUGGUACAAUCAUUGAAAUGGGACGUGAUGACGAAUUAAAUAUCAACAUUGAUGAUGAUGAGCAUAACGCCACAACUGGUUUACGAGAUGAUCGUAGUGCAAGUCCAGGCAACCAAUUUGAUGAAACGACUGCACCUCUCGUACACCCUGCAGAUAGUGGACCUGUAUCACUUGGUACGACUCACGCUGUUCAUCUUCUUCGUGAACGAUUCGGUGACGAGGCAGCCAACAGUCCAGACAAGCGCAAGAAAGCCAGUGUUCUUUUCCAGGAUUUAUUACCGGAAGGUACAACAAGCAAGGCUGAUGCCACUAAAAUGUUCUUUGAGGUUUUAGUUCUUGCAACCAAAGAUGCUGUCAAGGUUGAGCAACAAGAGCAUACACUAGGAGGACCAAUUCGUGUUAGAGGCAAGAGAGGUCUUUGGGGUGCUUGGGCUGAAAGAGAAGCUGGUGGUGAGAUCGCCGAAGAGAAUAUCGCUGGACCAUCAAAUACCGUACCUUUAUUAGAAGCAUCGAGAAUGAUCUCAGUUUCUGCUUAA